AUAUGUUUUAUUGAGGUGAAAAUCAAUUUUGUCAUUACAUAUAACAAGCCAAUGGCAGUAAAUAAAAUACCCGAUAUCAUAGCAUAAAAUACAUAAAUUAAAAAAGAAUAGUCCACAAAAUGAUGGUUAGAAACGCGGAAGACAAAAUGGCGUUCUUUAUAAUUUUAUUAGUUGGUGUGACCCCGCACAGGGAGGUAUAUGGAGAUGAACCUCCUACUGGCGACACAUCCUCCGACGAUAUGGAACGCGAAGAGAUCCAGCGUCGUAAUAUGGUCCCGGACCAGCAGUGGCAGUACGAGGGUCUGCCGAUCGAGUUCCCGAGCAGGAGAGCUGGAGACGAGGGGCUCACGGAGACCACUACCACCAGCACUACUACAACCAGAGCAUUCCCGCCACUGGACCGUCGGUACCGUCGGAUCUACAACCCAGACGAGGUGGCGAGCAUCGAAGACUUUCCCUUCAUGGCCGCGCUACUGGUGAACAAACAGCUGUGGUGUGGCGCGGUGGUUAUCGACACCGACCGAGUGCUCACCGCUGCGCAUUGCUUGCAGUUACAAUACAACAACCGUUUCUUCCGAGAAUACGUCAAGAUGCUGACAGUGAGAGUAGGUUCCACCAACGCCACGGCAGGAGGCGAACUCCUCCAAGUGAUUGAGAUCUUUUUCCAUCCCAACUACAAACCAACCUCGUUGGAGUUCAACUUUGCUAUUUUAAAACUUCAUAAAAACAUGACGUUACGAAGAAAAGAAGCACCUGUGGAUGUGAUAGAAUAUUCUAGAGACAAAAUCGUACCUGUUGAUAAUAAAAUUAUGUUCUUAGGAUGGGGUUCUGUGUUGGGUAUGUCUGGAACAGGAGGUCAAGUGUUACUGCAACAGGUGGAACUUCCCGUCUAUGACUUAGCAGAUUGCCAAGAGGUUUAUGGCAGAGAUUUGGUUACCAGAAACAAUUUUUGCGCUGGGUUUAUAACUGUUAAGAAAAACGUUUGCAAUCACGAUGCUGGCGGCCCGGCCAUCAUGAACGGCAAGUUAGUAGGCAUCCUGUCGUUCUCUUCGAAGCGCUGCGAUGAAGCGGACCAGCCCGCGGUGUUCUCCACUGUUGGAGCGGUGGUACCGUGGCUCGAGAAACUUGGGGAGAAGAAGGUGCAGCUACGAAACACAGCACUGAAGUCAUCAGAGCCGAUCUACAACCCAUAAUAAAACAAUAAUGUACAACAAUAAAAUAUAUUUAUCUAAUACUGUACAGUACCCUCGGACUACCAAGAAAAACAUUGAAACAAUUUU
Molecule: messenger RNA, 1280 nt
Organism: Manduca sexta (tobacco hornworm)
Lineage: Eukaryota; Metazoa; Arthropoda; Insecta; Lepidoptera; Sphingidae
Product: trypsin-7
Exons: 8
Coding region: 120-1193 (357 amino acids)
Biological process (GO): proteolysis
Molecular function (GO): serine-type endopeptidase activity
Source: RefSeq, a predicted model, not a curated record